UAGACAAGAUGAAACGUUCGCAGCUUUUAGCGCUUGUGCUCUGCCUUGGCUUGUGCAGGAUACAGGCCUGCCAGGACAAGGCUGAGGCCGCCAGCGUCUCAAAGGACUGGUGGGAAACUGCGCAAUUCUAUCAGAUAUAUCCGCGCUCCUUUAUGGACUCUGAUGGCGACGGCAUAGGUGAUCUGAACGGCAUCACCUCGAAACUCGAAUAUCUCAAGGAUAUUGGUGUUACAGCGGCUUGGCUGUCGCCCAUCUUUACCUCGCCAAUGGCAGACUUUGGAUAUGACAUAUCUGACUUUUUUGACAUUCAACCUGAAUAUGGAACACUUGACGACUUCCGUGCGCUUAUCAAGAAAGCCAAUGAGCUAGACCUCAAAAUAAUACUGGACUUUGUGCCCAAUCAUUCGAGUGAUGAGAAUGUGUGGUUCCAGAAGUCUGUAAAACGUGAGAAGGGCUAUGAGGACUUCUAUGUGUGGCACGAUGGAAAGCGGAAUGCUGAGACGGGUGAGCGCGAACCACCAUCGAAUUGGCUUCAGGCCUUCCGUGGCAGUGCCUGGGAGUGGAAUGAAGAGCGUCAGCAAUACUAUUUGCACCAAUUUGCGGUAAAACAACCAGAUCUGAACUACCGCAACCCUGCUGUUGUGGAGCAAAUGAAGCGCGUACUGCGCUACUGGCUCAACGAGGGCGUGGCCGGUUUCCGUUGUGAUGCCGUGCCAGUUAUAUUUGAAAUAGAACCCGAUGAAAACGGUCAGUACCUCGACGAGGAGUUGAGUGGCUUGACCGACGACAAAGACAAUCGCAACUACCUGAAGUCCGAGUUGAUUGAGAACCGUCCAGAAAACAUCGAAAUGGUUUAUCAGUGGCGUCAGGUGAUGGAUGACUAUGAGCGUAUCCAUGGCGGCUACACACGCGUGCUUCUCAUCGAAACUUAUGCUCCCCCGGACUACACCAUGCAGUUCUACGGCAAUAGGACUGUGAAGGGUGCUCAUUUGCCCUUCAACUUUAAUCUGAUUACAGAACUGGCCAACAACAGCGUCUCGGCGUCCUCAAUUAAAACGGCUGUAUAUAAUUGGCUAUCAAAUCUACCAGCUGGACGUACCUCCAACUGGGUGAUAGGAAAUCACGACCAGCGUCGUGCUGCUAGCCGAUAUGGCGUGGCUAAUACGGAUGCCAUGAACAUGUUGGUCAUGGUUCUGCCGGGUGCAAGUGUCACCUACCAGGGUGAAGAGCUGGGCAUGACAGACGGCGUAAUUAGCUGGGAGGAUACUGUGGAUCCUGCUGCCUGCAAUUCGAAUAAGGAUAUCUUCGAGCAGUUCACGAGAGAUCCAUCACGCACGCCUUUCCAAUGGACGGAUGGUACCAAUGCUGGCUUUUCCACAGGUGCCAAGACUUGGUUGCCCUUGGCUGACGAUUAUAAGACGGCGAAUGUGCAAACCGAGUCCUCGGAUUCCCGCUCCCAUUUGAAAGUCUACAAAGCUAUGGUGGCGCUGCGCAAAGAGUCCAAGACUCUGCAAUAUGGUUCCAUUAAAUAUGCUGCGUUGUCUGACGAUGUGUUUGUAGUCAAGCGCUUCCUUGCUGGCUCUCCUAGCAUCGUCUAUGUCGGCAAUAUUGGCUCCUCUACUGCCACUGUUGAUCUCUCCACUUUCGAUGUCUCCCUGCCCGAAAGUUUGACUCUAAAAGUUAGCAAUGUAGCAUCCACAAAGACAGAGAACUCCAACUUGAAGAUCACUGGACUUAGUCUGGCUGCUGGCGAAGCUUUGGUGCUGAAUACCUCCUAAGGAUUCUGGUGUCGGAGCUGGCGGCAAAAAGAAAUGAUGCGUCAUCGAUAUCGAUUAUAAGUACAUAUUAAUGUUAUAUGUGUAAGUAACCUAGGGUAGUUCAGAGUGUACCUGUGUCAAGAUACUAAGAAACUGUCUAUUAAUAGAUACAACUUUUGUGAAGGCCAUGAACAAAUAAAAAUAGUGCUAUGAUUUUCAGCA
Scaptodrosophila lebanonensis is the source of this 1979-nucleotide messenger RNA. RefSeq names its product maltase A3-like. The record is from RefSeq and is a predicted model, not a curated record. Bases 9 to 1778 code for a protein of 589 amino acids. The transcript is spliced from 3 exons. Gene Ontology annotation, biological process: carbohydrate metabolic process. Lineage: Eukaryota; Metazoa; Arthropoda; Insecta; Diptera; Drosophilidae.